Messenger RNA from Vespa velutina, 2671 nucleotides. Its product is annotated as F-box only protein 33. Gene Ontology annotation, cellular component: SCF ubiquitin ligase complex. Lineage: Eukaryota; Metazoa; Arthropoda; Insecta; Hymenoptera; Vespidae. Gene Ontology annotation, biological process: SCF-dependent proteasomal ubiquitin-dependent protein catabolic process; positive regulation of protein ubiquitination. Bases 974 to 2509 code for a protein of 511 amino acids. Gene Ontology annotation, molecular function: protein binding. The transcript is spliced from 8 exons. The record is from RefSeq and is a predicted model, not a curated record.
CGCCAAAUCGAUAUUUUUCGUGUGAGUAAGAAGAAUAUUUCCAAGUUGUAGAUGAGUACGAGCUUCAACCCGAGGUGGUGGUUUAAAAUUGAAAACAGCUUGAAGACACUGAAUACAUGAUUUAAUAUUCGGUGGGCUCGAUGUUCGAAAGUUUUCAGCUAAACCUAACAACGAGAGAUACCAAGCGUCCUGAGAAGACGCCAUUUUGACAUUUCUCGGACGAAUACUUUUCCGACCCUUUCAGCCUGUUGAAAGGCCACAAUAUAUUCAACAAUUGGAUCAUUUAAACACACCAAUCAGGAUGUUCUCAUAUUUGCAAUUGAAUUACAAUAAUUGGUACAAUUUAAUGAUUUUGAUUUAACUCGAUCAUCGUUUUAAAAGUUCUUUAACGUAUCAAUGUGUUUGGUCAAGUUCAAAUAUGACUUUUUGACACGCACGUACGUGUAACAUAAACGCGUGUGUAUAUGCUACGCGCGAAUUAUUGCGCAUAAAAUCAUCCGCGUUAGAUAUUAACACUGUACAAUAUACCAUAAAGAAACAUAAAGUUAGCCUGAAAAGUUUCGACAUUAAUGCAUAGCCAAAAAUGUGUCGUUUCACUGAUCGUACGGGGGGGGAGGGGCGGGGAGGAGGGAGAAGAAAGAAAAAAAGAAGAAAAAAAAAGAAAAGAAAAAAAAAAGAGAGAAAAGAAAAUCCUCCAAAGGGUUCGCUGAAAGUGGCAUAUUUCAGUUGACGUGUGCGUAGAACGUGUGCGCGGACCAAUCGGAUGCGAGAUUUUCGCGAAGAAUCGUCGGGAGGAGUACACACGAUUUAACACAACUGUAGGAACGGCGGUGCGGUUGGGAGUUACAAGUUGAACGCAAUACCUCGCUCGUAUUUUGGUUUGGGUAUUGGUUUUUAAUACGGCCGUAGAACCGUAGAACAGAGGGAUUUAGCCGAAUUAAUUGAGAUAACAGUGGCCAGCGAGUGGCUAAAAAUGCUACACGCCGGAAAUGGAGGUCAAAUUCGGCUGGAAAUGUUAAAACACCGCGAAGAAAGUGACACAGUAGAAGAGGCAACGUCAAGAAAGUGCGAGGGGCAGCUGUCUUCGAUGAAGGCAAACAGCUGUUCGUCUUGCAUACUUCCUAAUCGUACCAUAGAAAUGGAACAAGAGGAUAACAACUCGUGCUGGAACAAUCUGCCCAGCGUUAUUUUGCAAGAAAUAUUUUCGUAUUUGCCACAGGAGAAUAGGAUAAAAGCCUCUCAGGUUUGUAAAAAUUGGAGAUAUGCGUUAUUUCAUCCCAGUUUUUGGAGAAAAAUUACUUUUGUUCUGAAAGAUGAGGAUAGUAUUUCAUGGGCUAGGUUUUUGGCAGAUUGUUUUGGGCUUAGUGUACACGAAGCAACCAUACGAUGUGACAUUGCAUGUCAUAUUGUAGAAACUUCUCAUCUUCUGAAAAAAUUAUGUUGUAAUAGGCAGUUACGAAAAUUGUACUUGGAAUAUAGCAGUAGCAUAUUUGAAUGUCCUAAUUGGUACAUGGAAAGUGAGACUGACAGUCCAACGAAUAGUACAUCUUUAAUGAAAUCCAUUGUGAAAAUUAUUGAAACAUCUAACUGUUUGGAAGCUCUGAGUUUAGGAUAUAUGGAAGAAUUAGCAACUAAUGCCAAUAUAAUUUUAGAACCGUUACUUUUACAUCAGGCUAAACAUCUAACGCAUCUCAGUCUAGCAUCGGUCAAGGAUGACCCAGACCAUUAUGACUUUAUAGAAUUGGAGGAAUAUAUUUUUAAAUCGUUUAUCAGACUGACUGUUUUGACAGUAGAUUAUGACGUUGUUAAUGAUGCCUUACUCAGAGCUUUAGACAGUGGCACUAUGGAAACGAUAGUGAUACAUGUACAUGGUUGGCAUAACGAUUAUUUAGGAACAUCAAAUGCAGCUUGGGAAUUCUUUGUUCAAAAGAAUCCAAAAUGUGAACUACGACUAAAUCUCAUACAUUCUUAUAUUGGUGUAAAAGUAUUAGAUACGGAAAUUCUUCAACCUUCCAUGCCUCUAACGCACUUAAAAGUAUUGUUCUGUGAGAAAUUUAAUACAGAGGUACUACAUCAAUUAUCAAAUUGGUAUUCUAAUAAAUUAAAAUCACUCAUAUGGAUAGAUUCUAUGGAUACUACGGUAAAUACUCCAGCUACAGACGAUGCUAAUGAGCCAGAUAGUCCAGAUCCUUUAGUAUUCGUGGCUUGGAAGUGUUCUAAACUCGUGGAAUUGGUGUUUAUAGGACACAAAUAUUACAAAGAAAAUUUAUUAGCUAUCGCACGUCUCAGAGGAAGCACUCUCAAACUUCUUGUAUUUGCAGAAAGUGAUAUUGUGUCUGACAGCGAAUCGUGGCACAAGACUGAGACCAUUACACAUGAAAUACAAGAGAUAAUGGGUAAACACUGGGCACCAUUAAGGAACACAGAGUUACCAACAGUAGUGUUGAAUCCUUUUGCCGGUGACAGCAGGGAGGUUAUUAUGCCGCUUAUCCUGCGCGACGAGAAAUAACUUCCAAGAAAAAAUGCCAAGAAAAUGUCAUCCAAGGACUAUCCAUUAACAGCCACGACCACUUAUGGAAGGAGAACAUUUUCAGAAGAAGAAGUAACAACGCUAACGGUUGAAAGAGAAGAAAAGAGAAAAAAUAAAACAAGAUGGAGGGCGAACGGGCAA